CCGCCAGGGCAGGAGGAAGGGGGCUUGCGCUGGGGAAGGGCUGCGUCCUGGGGGCAGGACCGUCCAGUGAGGGAGGAUAUGUCCUGGGGGGUAAGGCGCACCCUUGGGGGCCUCGUCCUUGGGAUGGGAGCGUCCUGGGGGAGGAAGCGUGCUGAGGAGGAGCACGUCCUGGAGGAGCACGACCUGAGGGAUGGCACCUGGUGGGUGGGAGGGAGGAGCAUCCUAAGGGGCUGAGAGCACGACCUGCGGGAGGGCGCCUCCUGGGGGCGGGCUCUUUGCGGGCCCACCCCCGCUUGGGCUCCUCCCCCGGGCGCCCCUAGCGCCCCCAGCGGGGACGCAGCUGUACGGCGCGCUGCAGCUGGACGGUGCGCCACAGCUGGACCGCGCGCCACAGCUGGCCAGCCAUGGAGACGAGAGCGCGGCGGCGCCCUCACCUUCUUCCGCUACUGCUGCUGCUGCUCUGCGGGGAGUGUCCCGCAGUGGGAGGCUGCAAUGAGAAGCGCAUGCUGGCCAUGCUGCCCCGGUGCGGCCAGACCUUCGCGGAAAGGAUGAAGAAUGUGGAGGUCUGGAAGUGGUGCAACCUGUCGGAGUUCAUCGUGUACUACGAGAGCUUUACCAACUGCACCGAGGUGGAGGCCAACACCUUGGGCUGCUACUGGCCCAACCCCUUGGCGGAGAGCUUCAUCGCCGGGGUCCACAGGCGGUUCUUCCAAAACUGCUCGGCGGACAGGCAACACUGGCAGGACCCCCCAGACGAGAUUCUCAUCCCGCUCAUCGCCGUGCCCAUCCUGCUGACCAUCGCCAUGACCGGCGUGGUGGUGUGGCGCAGCAAACGCACCGACCAGGUGGUGUGAGGGCCCGGUGAGUCCGAGGGGCCACGUCUGGAGAGACGGAAGAAGGCUCGCCAGGGCCGAGAGAGCCGGUGGACACUGCUUCGGCUGCCCCCCACCUUGCCUGCGCGGCCUCGGGCUGGUGAAAGAAAAGCUCCCUGCCGCUGGGCACGAAUCCCCGCUGCUUCGCCCGCGCUGUCCCAGGCUGGGCUGGGGCCUCCGGGGUUCUUAGCACCGAGUCCCGUGGGGCCGCAGCCACGGCGUCACCCUGACCCUGCCUCCCAACUGACUCUACCCCUGGCCCCACCCCAGCCCUGACUCCACCCCUUGGCUCUGACACCACUUCUGGCCCUGACUCCGCCCCUGGACCCGACCCAGCCCUGCUCUGACUCCACCUCCCCAGCGCUUGCUUUGACUCCAUUUCCGGCCCUGACCCCACCCCCAGCCCUGACCCCACCUCCCACUCUGACUCCACCCCCAGCCCUGGCCCCACCCUGGCACUGCCGUAUUCCCACCUGGCUGGGGGUAGGGGGAAGAGUGUGUGGGAGGGGGCUUUUGUAGGUCCUCGCUUUGCAGGCCUUGAGUUCUCUUGGUGGGGAGCCCACCUAGAGAGAAUCUGGAAGACUGAGGGUUGGGCUGGGGGUUCCAAGGAGCUACAGCACAGCCUGAGACCUGCUGUCUGUGGCCACAACCAGGGGCUGGAGCUGGGGUGGGCCUCCUUCCUAAUGUGCCCCCCGCUGUGAGCAAGGCCUCGGGGUGGGGUCCUGUGUGCUCUCGUUCUGGCUGAGCUCUGUCCGCCGUGUCUGUGCUUUCUCUGAGUAAAGAGUCAUGCUACUUCUGGGGUUUCCAGCUUUAUUUCCGGGAAUUCACAGAGUCCCCGCCUGGCCUCUUAGAAUUGGCAAGUCCCCUAUGCCCAUUUUACAGGUGGAGUGACUGAGGCUCCAGAAUGUCACAGCUCUGAGCAGCGAAGAGAGCUUCUUACCAGGGGAAUGUGGGCAGGCAGGGGGGAUCUGCCCCUCCAGCUCUCAGAGGUUUUGUGCUUCCCUGUGCUUUGAGGAUGGAGGGCAGACUUUAUCUUUCCAGCAUUUCGA
This is a messenger RNA of Hippopotamus amphibius kiboko, 1921 nucleotides long. RefSeq names its product receptor activity modifying protein 3 (gene RAMP3). Gene Ontology annotation, biological process: receptor internalization; protein localization to plasma membrane; cellular response to hormone stimulus. Gene Ontology annotation, cellular component: membrane; cell surface; signaling receptor complex. The record is from RefSeq and is a predicted model, not a curated record. NCBI's taxonomy places the organism in Eukaryota, Metazoa, Chordata, Mammalia, Artiodactyla, Hippopotamidae. Gene Ontology annotation, molecular function: coreceptor activity. The transcript is spliced from 3 exons. Bases 405 to 854 code for a protein of 149 amino acids.